Messenger RNA from Spinacia oleracea (spinach), 3157 nucleotides. RefSeq names its product diacylglycerol kinase 2. Gene Ontology annotation, biological process: phospholipase C-activating G protein-coupled receptor signaling pathway. NCBI's taxonomy places the organism in Eukaryota, Viridiplantae, Streptophyta, Magnoliopsida, Caryophyllales, Amaranthaceae. Bases 527 to 2665 code for a protein of 712 amino acids. Gene Ontology annotation, cellular component: membrane. The transcript has 9 exons. The record is from RefSeq and is a predicted model, not a curated record. Gene Ontology annotation, molecular function: ATP-dependent diacylglycerol kinase activity.
CCCUUCCUUUUGUCUCCCUUUGCAAUUUUGCAUCCUCCCUCUUUCCUUUUCCUCUGAUUUCUUCGUUAACAAGUAUCUACGCACCACCAUUGACGCCAUUCUCACACAAUUUUAAAAUACUUAUUAUAAAUAAAUAAAAACUCCACUCUCUUUCCUUUUGACAAAUUACUCCUCUAAUUAAUUUUUUAAAUAAAUUGAUUAUUUAUUACACUCCAAUACACUAUUUUUACCGCCAAUUCAAAAAAAAAAAAACUCGUCAAUAUUCUUCCUUCACUUUCUCUCUCCUCUCACGUAACGUCGCCCAGGUUUUGACAGGCGAUGUAGGAAGGUAUGAUCCUCAAAAAGAUCUCCAAGAAAUGACGAAUUUCUGAAUAGAAAGGCUGUCUUUUAACUCGGUUCAUAAAGUUUUUGUCUCAGAUGAAUGUGAGCUUGUUGAAAAAUGUUCUGUUGAUCAACUUACAUAGGAGGUUUUUUCUUUAAUGUUCUCUUUCUAAGCGAAGCCUGAUGUUUGCAAGUUCUGUACACGAUGCUUGACUUAAAUUUUUCAAUCUCAAGGCUAUUGGCUAUUUCAGAUGCCUUUGGUCCUGUUGUAUUGGGAUGGCUGGUUACUGGAUUAUUUGGAAUCUUGGCUAUUCUGUUUGCACUCCUUAAAUGGCAGAGAAGAACAUCUUUAAAUUGGGUUAAAGCUGCUGCUAGAGCAAAGCAAAAAGCAUGGAAAAAGCUAAAUGUUCCAUUAUCACAUCAUACAUGGGCUGAAGAUUAUGGUUGCGGUGAACAGCUAUCCACUUGUUGUGUUUGCCUGAAUUCUCUGUCAUUCUCACAAAAUUUAGGCACAAAGACAGUGUUUCACACCCCUGUUCAUCGUUGUGCUGUUUGUGGUGUGGCCGCUCACUUCUACUGUUCCCAGUAUGCAACGAAGGAUUGUAAAUGUUUCGCCCAAGCUGGUCAUAGCCAUGUGCAACACCAUUGGUCAGAAAGAUGGUUCAAGAUUGAUGAUAAUCCUGACACUUCUGCAUUUUGUUUUUACUGUGAUGAGCCUUGUGGUGUUCCUUUGAUUGAUGCUUCUCCUACAUGGUAUUGUAUGUGGUGUCAGCGUCUCAUACAUGUCACUUGUCAUGCCAAGAUGUCCAAAGAAUCGGGGGAUAUCUGUGAUUUGGGUCCUCAUAGAGAUGUAAUUCUCUCUCCCCUGUGUGUGAAAGAAAUUAAUGUAAGAGCAGUGAGAAGUUUAAGCUCAAUUAGAGAAGAAAUGAUAGCAUCUACUCUUCGUGGUGAAAUGCGACGAAGGCGCAAUCGAAACAAAAAUGGAACAAGUCGUUCUCUUGGUGGCAAGUUCGAGGAUGUGCCAGCUCCUGAUACCCCACUCGGUUAUGUGCUUAAUGGUAUAGCUUCUUUGAAGAAAUGCUACAGUGAGAAAAACUUAGACUUUUUGUCAAGAAAUGGCAAACUACAUGGUUCAAAGGGAACCAAUGUGGGAUUAAUCAAGAAGAAGGGUGGAACAUUGACAUAUGGCCAAACCAAGAAGUACAAGUUAGUGGACUUGCCGAAUGAUGCUAGACCUGUUUUAGUUUUUAUCAAUACUAGAAGUGGUGCACAGAAUGGACUUUCCCUCAGAAGAAGACUGAACAUGCUGUUAAAUCCUUCACAGGUGUUUGAAUUGAAUUCUUCCCAGGGUCCUGAGGCAGGUUUGAAGUUGUUCAGCAAUGUGCCAAAUUUUAGAGUAUUAGUAUGUGGUGGAGAUGGUACUGCUGCAUGGGUUCUUGAUGCAAUUGAGAAGUUUAAUUUUGAGUCACCUCCACCUGUUUCUAUACUUCCGCUUGGCACAGGAAAUGAUCUCGCAAGGGUUUUACAAUGGGGAGGGGGUUUCUCAAAAGUUGAGGGAUCUGGCUUAAGCAAUAUUUUACACGAAGUUAAUCAUGCAGCUGUUACAAUGGUGGACCACUGGAAAGUUGAUAUUAAAGAAGAAAACUUAAAAAAUUCAGAUAGGACGCGCUCGAAACAUAUGAUGAACUAUCUAGGUAUUGGAUGCGAUGCCAAGGUUGCAUAUGAAUUUCAUGUGAACCGGGAGGAAAAUCCUGAGAAAUACUAUAGUCAGUUUGUGAACAAAUUGCGGUAUGCCAAGGAAGGUGCUAGGGAUAUGAUGGACAGGGCUUGUGCAGAUUUACCUUGGCAAGUUUGGCUUGAAGUAGAUGGGAAAGACAUCCCGAUUCCUAAGGAUGCUGAAGGUUUGAUCGUUCUCAACAUUGGUAGCUACAUGGGUGGCGUAGAUCUUUGGCAGAAUGAUUGUGAGCAUGAUGAUUAUUUCACUCGUCAGUCAAUGCAUGAUAAGAUGCUUGAGGUUGUCUGUGUCUCUGGAGCAUGGCACCUUGGAAAACUUCAGGUUGGUCUUUCUCAAGCUAGGAGGAUGGCCCAGGGGAGUGUCAUCAGAAUUCAUAUUUCCAGUGCUUUCCCAGUUCAAAUUGAUGGGGAACCAUUUAUUCUACAGCCUGGCUGUCUAGAAAUAUCACACCAUAAGCAGGUGUUUAUGUUAAGGAAAUCAUCUGAAGAACCUAAAGCCCAUGCAGCUGCAGUAAUGUCAGAGGUUUUGUUGGAUGCCGAGUGCAAAGGCAUCAUCAACUCCGGUCAAAAAAGAGUUCUAAUUGAGCAGAUAGCUCUUCGGCUUUCAUAGUGAAAAGUUGGGUGUUCUCGUUUUUAUUCUUUUUUUCUAGCGCUAAUUUUCCCAUUUAGUGCUAACACAUACAGUAAGUAAUAGGGGAGUAUGGAAAGAAGAAUGGAGAUCGUCUUCUUUUCUUUCUCUCUUCUUUUUGUUCUUUUGCCAUUCCUUGUGUUCUUUCCACUUGGCCUUGGUGCACAUCAAGACUUGCUAGUUGACGAAAGUUCCCGUGUUGAUAGUCAAGUACAUACGAAGAUAUACAAAAAGGUACAGUUUUGCCGGAAAUGGAUAUAGAGAAUUAGAGAUUUUGGUGUGUUUGAGAGUACCCGUGACGUAUAGGUUGAGAAUAUUAAGUAGAUACGGAGUAGUUCUAAUUUGUGCAGAUCAACAUGUGAUUAACGUAGAAAAAAUAUUGAUUCUUAGAAGGGUUUGUAGAGUGUAAAGACUUGUAUUCCUCCAAUGUAACUAAUGUAUUAUUGCUCUCAUGGUGCUGUAAUUUUGAUGUCC